GGUGAAAGAAAAUGCUACGAAAGGUGGUCAUAACGAGCGUGGGUUGUAGUCGUAUAGUUCUGAAACAUUCAAGACUGCAGUGACAGUCGCCGAGCGGCCGCUGGUCGAGACAGCGCGGUCAUUAUCGUUACCCGCGUGAAAAUCGCUUUCCCCGCGGUGUAUAGAGCACGUGAACGCAGUGUCCCGUCGACCGCUCGCGUGACACGCCGCAUACAACCAUCCAGCUGGAUCGGCGUACGUGCAGGACGCCCGCCGGCCGCACACUGCGCCCUCACUCACCGAUCCCGCGCUGGGGCAUUCCAAAUUUGAAAUACGAACUUUUUAAAUUGCAAACAUUUGUUAUAACAGCCAGUGUCUCGCUUGACCUGGAUGAGAUGCGGUCCAAAGCGGUCGCUAAACGGCUGAACAGCCUGACGCUGCGAGAGAACGAUGGUGCCGAUCCAGCUACUGAUACUGCCGCUGACAGUCACGAGUCAGUGAGUCCUCCGCCAAGUCCGAGCUCCGGUGCAUCAGAGUCAGCUCCCACCUUGGUCCACAUCAAACAGGAGAACAUGGCUCCAGGAACAGACAUGAAAGAAUAUUACAGCGCUUUGGACUUCGGACUUCAAGAGUCAUACCUCACUAACUACGAGUACAGCAGGAAAUACUUCUCCAGGCCCCUAGAGCUCCCGAACGACAGGUUCCUGGACCAAACGAAGACUCCCGACGAGGAAGACGAUUUCAUGGAUCUGGAGAAAUCCGAACCGAAUCUACCGAGGGAAUUGAAACUAAUGAAAUCAGGCGGGAUCGUCGCCAAAGCUAUCAUACCAGCCGGCACCAAAUAUGGUCCGUUCAACGGAAAGUCUGAGGUUUUCGGUAAAAAUGGCGUUCGUUCGUGGCUGGACGCGGCUGCGGACAAGUCUAACUGGUUCAAACUCGUCCGCUGCGCAACCUCCCCGCACGAAGUCAAUCUGCAACACGAAAAGUUUGCAGGACAAGUCUGGUAUAAAGUGACUCGUGACGUGUCAGCAGGACAAGAGCUGUUGGUCGGAGCUUGGACGUCACUGCCGUUACAAGAUGUUCUCACAACUGGUAGAGAGAGUGCCAGCAGUCACUCUCACCAGCAACAGGACGAAGAAGACAGAGAGGAUACGAAACCACGAUGUUCCUUCUGUGACGAACCAUUCCCUAAUAUUGAUGCACUUGACCGUCACUUGAUUCAAGCACAUGCCCAGCCAGCUUCGGCAUAUCAUUGCGAGCUGUGCAACAGAGCGUACAGUUCCCGGGCACUUCUCCUAAGACACCGGGCGUUAACACAUACCGAUAUCAGGAAAUAUCCCUGCGAGAAUUGUCCUAAGGUAUUUACCGAUCCUUCCAACCUCCAGCGCCACAUCCGCGCGCAGCACGUGGGUGCCCGCAGCCACGCCUGCCCUGAAUGCGGCAAGACCUUCGCCACCAGCUCCGGCCUUAAGCAGCACACACAUAUUCACUCCAGUGUCAAGCCCUUCCAGUGCAAAGUCUGCUUCAAGGCAUACACACAAUUCUCUAAUUUGUGCAGACACAAACGAAUGCACGUUGCGUGUAGAGCAUUGGUAGAGUGUGGGAAAUGUGGACAAUCAUUUACGUCGUACGCAUCUCUUACUAAGCAUAAAAGAUUUUGCGAUACUGCUUCUGCAACGAACGUAAAUCUCAGAGGACAAAUUGGUCAAGGAUUACCGCAGAUACCACCUAUCCCAAACGUCAUGAAUAAUCCGAAUAAUACAAAUCCAUUCCCCAUGUACAGAGGUCCAGCUCUGCCGUUACCAUACAACACUUUCGCACAUUACCCAGCCUUUAUCUCCGCUGCUGCCGCCGCAGCUUGCCCCCCAGACUUUUUAAGUCCCCUCCUCUUCAAUGUCCAAGGAGCGAGGUUAGCUAUGGAGCAUGAUUUGGCACUUAACGCCAGUUUAAUGGCCAAGCAACAACAGGAAGAACGCAUGUCAGUAAAAAAGGAAACAGAGAGCAUAGAUAGUUCAACAUCUGUAGAUAUAAUAAAUAAAGCGAAAGAAAUUACCAGAGAUGAGAAAGAUAUGGAUGUAGACAGAGUAACACCGAAACCUCAGGAACAUUAUGUAAAACAAUCACCGCCGUCGGCUGAAGAGGCUACUUCAAAACAACGUCCUUCUCCAGUGAUGCCACUGUCGACUACUGUUGGACCCUUUGAUUUUGCAAGAAAUGAAACAAAACACAACUCUAUGUACGAUUUUUCUUUGAAAAAUAACAACGAAACUUUAGAAAAUAAGUCAAUGUCUCCUCAACCUAAAGAUUUGACGAGGAACAACAUGUCCAGUGAUGUGGAAAAACAAUCAAGAUAUUCUAAUUUAGAAGAAGAAACAAAAGAGCAGAAUGACCAACCGCUCGACUUAUCUGUCACUCGAAAACAACGUGACAAGGAGUCAGACCUAGAAAAUGAUGAUCAUUCCUUUCGAAAUUCAUCGAUUAAAUCUUAUUCACCUGCUGAAAGUCCUGUUGAUAGAGAGAAUAAGACUCCGGAAAAUGAGACAACUGAUGUUGACGUGGAAGCAGUUGAACCCAAAAGAGAGGAUUCCCCAGUGUCAAUGAUGUCUCCUCCCUUAGCAUUCCCAAUGGCUGUACAUGCUCAGCACAAUAACAGUCUCAUGAACGCAAUGUACCCACCACGUUUUACACGUUUCCAUUCGACUUCUGACUCCAUACUAAGCGCACAGCACUCACCAUACGUUCCCAGCCCGUUUAAUUUUUUAUCGCCACUUCUCGGCACUGACGGCCCCGAUAGGCAAUCAAGUGCCUAUGCGAAAUUUCGAGAACUUAGCGCUGGUUCCGGCAAACUGCGAGAUCGCUACGCUUGCAAAUUUUGCGGAAAAGUAUUUCCGCGAAGUGCCAACUUAACGCGUCAUUUACGUACGCACACCGGCGAGCAACCAUACAAGUGCAAAUAUUGUGAGCGUUCCUUUUCCAUAUCCUCUAAUUUACAGCGACACGUAAGAAACAUUCAUAACAAAGAGAGACCGUUUAGAUGUCAGUUAUGCGAUAGAUGUUUCGGUCAGCAGACUAACCUAGAUCGACACCUUAAGAAACAUGAGGCGGAAGGUGGUGAUUCACCAAGUUCCGGGGAUACUGAACACGACGCGUGUUUUGAUGAUAUUCGUUCUUUCAUGGGGAAGGUGACCUGUUCUCCUGGAGCAGGAUCUCCAGCAGCGACCUCUCCUCACCCAUCUCACGCCCCACAUCCUUCUCAUCGACCUUCAGCGCUUUCCAUUUCCACCUAGCCCUCGGCCUACCCGCUGCCGCCAGCUCCUCUAUGGCCUCAGCCUUUUGAAUAGUGUUUAGUGACGUCAUUGGUUCAUACGAAUCCCAAAAGACUAUGAUGUUUGUACGUAAAGGCCUCAAUAAAGGUCUCUAUAAAAUAGAUUUAUUAUUUCUAUUUAAUGAAAAAUGAAUCAUUUAACUAAGGGAAUACUUCUGAUAACUUGCAAUUUUAACAUCCUUUUUCAUGACAAGAAUAAAUGUAAAAUUUUUAGUGUAAAAAUAGAUUAGCGGUUUAAUGCGUUCCUAGAUUUAAUUGUGAUCUUAAAAAUGGUUUUCGCUUUUUGCGACAUUCUGCACAUAGAUAGGGAUAUAAUUGUAUAAAAUAAAUUAGGAGUAGUAAUUGUAUUGGGCAAUAUAAAACUUGAUUAGGUGCAUUUGUAAAAUAUUGUUAUCAAAUAUAAUUGGCGAAAUUUAAUUAGAGAUGUUAUUAUUUGAUCUCUUGUUAGUCAAAAAUCUACCAAAGCAAUUGUUCUAAUAUAUUCGGGUUGGGUUUGUAUGGGAUAAAUUAAUAUAAAAUUUUCACAAGUAUUACAUUACAUUGUAACAAAUACGAUUAAAUGAUAUUUUGUUAAAUUUGUUAUUUACGUGUUAUUGUACAUAAUUCACUUCGAGCAUAUCAUGUGUUUAGAUAGGAUCAAAACUACACGUCUUAGAUAUUGUAAUUAAAUCUUCAGAUAAAAUUAUAUUAUUAUAAAUUUUUCUUAUAUAAGUUCUCUGUAUUUAAGAAUUAUCUUAAGAAACGUUCCAGGUUAUUUCGGUCAUAUCUUAAACAUUUGUAGGCAUAACUGUAACUAAAUUAAGGUCGACGAUGUUUUAAUAUGAAUUAAUUUUUCUUUAUGUCCAUCAAAAUGGUUCACUGUAAAUUAUAUAAAAAUAAUGCAAUACAUGAAAUAGAUUUGUACUGUUAUCACACCCUCGUGGCACUCGUAUUGAUAAGAAUAUUGUCACACAAUAAACGCGUCU
Molecule: messenger RNA, 4269 nt
Organism: Danaus plexippus (monarch butterfly)
Lineage: Eukaryota; Metazoa; Arthropoda; Insecta; Lepidoptera; Nymphalidae
Product: histone-lysine N-methyltransferase MECOM-like
Exons: 9
Coding region: 375-3266 (963 amino acids)
Cellular component (GO): nucleus
Molecular function (GO): DNA binding
Source: RefSeq, a predicted model, not a curated record